UUGAAUUGGUGUAGAAAUUUAAAAAAAAAUCCCAAACACAAUUAAAACCAACACGAAACGAAAGGGCGUAAAAUCUCUAGAAGAUCUCAGUGACGGCAAUUUGUGAAAGAACGAACGCUGCAAAGAAGCUCGUGUUUUGAAGCGCUCUCUAAAAACAACAAAAAGACAUGGCCGUGAAGCAGUCAAUGCCGCACGCCCAGUAGCAGGAACCAGCAGGAACCAGCAGGAACCCCGACAGCCCACAGAUCCUUGCCCCAAUCAAUAUGUUCGGUUUGCUGAGCAGCUCCCAAAUCUAUGGACUACAGCCCGCACCAGCCGCAGCAGAUCAUCAAGCGACAGCAGAACCCUCGAAGAGCAACAGCCUGCCCCAUAAGAAGGGGGCCGCAGCUGCCACUCAGCAUCGCAGAUCCACCAGCAGCCUCAGCGACACUGGGGGCAAGUUCUUCUCGCACCUGAGCGGCAAAUCGCCAAGCCAGUUCAUCGAAAAGUUCAUCAAAAGUGAACUCCUCAACGGCUACGACCAUCUCAAGUGCCACCAGAGUGGUGGAAAGUCCGCCGCCGCAGCAUCAUCCCAAACGGAAAACCCCAGCAAUACUCCCCUGUAUUCCAAUCUACAGACUUCUUCGGACUGGGGAGGCUUCAGCUGCCUCCAGGGGAGCUAUCGGAGCCACGGCGACGGCGAGUUCUAUGAGGCCGUGCAGGUCAAGUCCUCUCCCACACAGCCACAGCCGCAGCCACAGUCGUGUGGCAGCAACGAACUGAAUAUGCGUUCCAAGGGUGCGUCCCCAUCCAUCCUACUGCAGCACUACCAGAAGCUGCCGGAAGCCACUUUGGAGCCAACAUUCAACACCCAAGCAGCUGGCCAUACUCCAGCGUACAAGAAAUUGGGUUUUGGUUCACGUUUGCAGAAGCAAAAUGUCGAACAGAACUCGGACAACUCGCAGACAUCCUCCCGGAAUGCACGCAGCAGUGGCAGCGGGAGCGAAGUGCAACGCUCCUCUUCGGGUUCCAGUUCCUCGGGUGCCGUUCCUCCAGCCACAGCCGUGGUGUCCUCUCCCGAAAGACUCCAGCGGAGACGUCUGCUGCAGAUGAUCUCCAACUACGAUCAGCAGAACAAGCAACUGCAUCGGGAGCUGGCCAAGGAGAAGCGGCGUCGCACGGAGGAGCUAGCCUGCGUUGUUAAGUCCUUGAUUUGUUUCGAAUCGAAGCUGAAGAACGACAUGAAGGCCGUGAACCAACGGCUGGUGGAUAGGGAUUCAGAGAUCUGUCGUCUGAUGCGACAGAAUCGGGCCUUGAGGAAGCGUCUGGAGGAUCAGCAGCCGGAUGAAGGCAUAGCAGAUCAGGACUCGGACGAGUGUCUGGUGCUGGAGGCUUUGCAAUGCCAGAAUUGCCGCAAGCAAUUCUAUGACAUUGAAACGACAGCAAGCGGCACACAGACGUGCGGCAAAGAGUUGCAAGGCGUAGGCGGAAAGGCAGAGCCCGGCUCUUCCAGCGAUGACACCGUCUCAUCGUCGUUCUACGGCGCCAGACGCAGCGUCCGGUACACCAGCAAGCGCACGGCGGGCACUUUCCGGGACUAUAUGCGCUCGCGGGCCAUGCACAUCGAUGAUGCCGCUUUGGAGCAGCAAUCGGAGGAGAAUACCAGCAGCAUCUCGCGCGAGGACUCCCAGACGAGCUACGAACAGCUGCACAACUAUUCGCGGGCCAUGGAGCGCAUGCACGGGGUGAAAGUCCCCUCGAUGGAAGACGGGGAAUACUCCGAGCAGAGCAGCCUGGAGCUGGAGCAGCAGCAGCAGCAGCAAAGGAGGCGGAACAGCUCUUCGAGUCGCAGCAGCAACAGUCGCAGCAGCAAGACAACGACUCCACAAUUAAUGGAGGAGGAUGAUGGCAUCUUCUCGCCCACCCAGGACGACGAGGACUUUGACGAACUGGAUCCCGAGCAGGAGCAGCAAAUGAUGUCCCGCGGGGCCCUGAAAAUCGUACAGCGACGGUGUGCAGACUUCUCUGAGGCCUCGCCGAAGCAGAUCUAUGAAACGACCACCGAUGAUUGGUAUGCCAGUGCCUCGGACCAGGAGGAGACAGCGUCCACAGCCAGAGUGUCGACCGUGAAGCAGCCCUACGGCCAAGGAGCCGUGAAUCCCGUGCUGGAGUGCGUCAACCAGAUCCUUCUGCAACAGUCCAUGGAGGAGACGCUACGAGAGCCCACCCCCAAGUCCGCGAUGGCUGGAGCUGCCUCGAAUCUCCCGCGCAGGAGUUCGCUCAGCGGCAGGAGUGUCUCCAACGGCCGCAAACGGGUGCACUUUUCCACCAAGAACAGCAUGGUGCAUGUGCCACGCCACGACGACCACGAGGAGGAGCCAGAGCAGGAGGAGCAGGAUCACCCGAUGGCUGCCCCAAUGAUCUCACACUAUCAUCCCAUGACCUCUGCCUACGAGAGCAUCUACAGCAAUGAGUACGAGCCGAUUGGCUCAGAGCGUGCCUCCAAUCUGUAUGUGGAUAUGGCGGCAGCAGCUGCCACAGGAGCAGGAGAGUCUGCGGGCUCCAGCAACUCCUCGAAGCAGCCACAGCAGAAACUGCCACCCGCCCUGCCGCCCAAGCCUGCCAAUCUAUUGAAAUUCAAGAAAUCCCUGCAUCAACUCGAAGAAACCCUCGAAGAUGAGGCGGCCCUCAUCGAAGAUGAUUGUGCCACGGUCUCGGAACCGGACUACUGCUCCAUUUCGGAGGUGGGCAUGAGUGCCAGUGUGCGCGUGCAGAUUGUGGCAGACAUACACAAGGCCCCGGAAUGCUCCACAACCCCUCCAGCGGUGGAGCCGCCAGCGAUGGAGCCCGAGGUGGAUUCCGAUGACAAUCAAUCGCACAAGACUGAGGAAAUCGAAGAGAUUUUCGCCGAUAUACCAAAGCUACCCAACGUGGCGGCCAUUAUAGCGCCCAAGCAAUCCGCCUCAGAGUAUCUGAUGAUGACCCCGAAGAGGCAGGAGCUACAGCUGCAGCUGCCGCUGCCGCAGCCCUCUCCCCUGCAAUCGCAAUAUAAACGGAAGCAUGUGCCCAACAUUCUGGCGGAGAUCAACAAACGCAUGAGUCUCCCGAGCUCUCCGACGACUCCGACGACCCCCAAGAGCCUCCACAACAGCACGCCCGUGUCCAAGUCCCUUCUCCAGUUGGCAGAUGCCCCCAGCGAUCUGCCUCUGCAGGCGGAAUUCGAUUGGUAUAACCUCGAUGCCGAGUACGAUCGGAGUCAGGAGGUGACUUCGACUUCAAAGAGCCCCCAGACAGAGGGCAUGCUGGAGGAGAUUAGCGAGGACAAUGAAUGCCUGAUCAAUGCCGAUGCGGAUGAGUACAAUCUGGAUGAGGAGUAUCAGCAGGAGGAGGACCAAGAGUUCCACCAUCAAGAAGAGGACCUCCUAAUGCAGCCGGAAAUGGAGGAGGAGCCACAGCCCCAUCUCUCGCCCGCCAAGGCCACGCAAAUGAAGAAGAAUCUGGCCAGUUUUGAAAAGUUCAUCGAGGGCUCAGGACUCAGUACGAAGCCAUUGCCCAGCAAACGUAAAAUCUACUUCAAUGCGCCCUUUGUCUAGACGAAAAAAUAAAGAAAUGGAAACGAAUUUAAGUUUAUUUUUGAUGCAACACAGAAAGAGAGAGAGAGUUUUGUUUAGUUCUUAAGUUUGGCAAAAAGUAUUAAAUGUUUUCCCCCCCAAUAAAAAAAUG
Molecule: messenger RNA, 3702 nt
Organism: Drosophila persimilis
Lineage: Eukaryota; Metazoa; Arthropoda; Insecta; Diptera; Drosophilidae
Exons: 5
Coding region: 264-3572 (1102 amino acids)
Source: RefSeq, a predicted model, not a curated record